Molecule: messenger RNA, 762 nt
Organism: Melospiza georgiana
Lineage: Eukaryota; Metazoa; Chordata; Aves; Passeriformes; Passerellidae
Gene: TLCD2
Product: TLC domain containing 2
Exons: 4
Biological process (GO): membrane assembly; phospholipid homeostasis; plasma membrane organization
Cellular component (GO): plasma membrane
Source: RefSeq, a predicted model, not a curated record
CCGGCGGGCCGGUGGAUGCCCAUGGCUUUCAGCCCGGGGCUGCUGGUGGUGGCCGGUUCCUUCGCCGCUUUCCGCCUGCUGAACCGGGGGCUGGAGCGGCUGGUGCCACCGCCACCCUCGGCCCGGCGCAACCGCUGGAAGUGGCGCAACAUCUGGACAUCGCUGGCGCACAGCGUGCUCAGCGGCGGCGGGGCGCUGGCCGGGUUUUACCUCCACCCCGAGAUGUCCAACGACCUGGUGGGCACACACCCGCCCGGGGCGCACAGCCUGGUGGCCGUGUCUGUAGGCUAUUUCAUUGAAGACUUUGUGGACAUGUUGUGCAAUCAGAAACUUCAUCAGUCCUGGGAGCUGCUCUUUCAUCACUCUGUGGUGAUCAUCUGCUUUGGAAUCGCCGUGCUGCUCCACCAGUACGUGGGCUUCGCCCUCGUGGCUUUGCUGGUGGAGAUCAACUCCAUCUUCCUGCACCUGCGGCAGAUCCUGCUCAUGGCCGACCUGGUGCGCACGCCCUGCUACCGCCUCAACAGCCUGGUCAACCUGGGCACCUACGUGGUGUUCCGCAUGGCCACGCUGGCCUGGAUGAGCCGCUGGCUCUUCCUCAACCGCCACAACGUGCCCACGGCCGCCUACGCCGUGGGCACGGCGGGCAUGGCAAUCAUGACGCCCAUGAACAUCGUCCUCUUCUACCGCCUGCUGCGCAGCGACUUCCUCAAGGCCCGGCGGGACAAAGAGGAAGGGCAGGAGAAGGAGGAAGAGCAGGAGAAG